Molecule: messenger RNA, 2182 nt
Organism: Vigna radiata var. radiata (mung bean)
Lineage: Eukaryota; Viridiplantae; Streptophyta; Magnoliopsida; Fabales; Fabaceae
Product: ABC transporter G family member 8
Exons: 1
Coding region: 207-2042 (611 amino acids)
Cellular component (GO): membrane
Molecular function (GO): ATP binding; ATP hydrolysis activity; ABC-type transporter activity
Source: RefSeq, a predicted model, not a curated record
UUUCAUUAGUAAUUGUUGUCAGUAGAAUAAAAUAGAAUCGAAACACCGAAGGGCAAUGGACUUAACCACAACACUUUUUUAAUUAUUUUUUCCCUUUUGUCUCAUUCUAUAUUAUCCUUAUACUCUUACACACACAACACUGGAAUGGAAAUUAACCCAUCCUUCAUACAUCUCACCACCCAUCCUCACUCUCAUCACUCCCCUCCAUGGAACACCAAUCAUCGCCACCGCCUCCGCCUCCGCCUCCGCCUCCGCCAUCAACUUCGCCACCACCACAACCACCCAAAACCUACACACUAACCGCCACCUCAAUAUGCUACACCAAAUCCUCCUCCUCCAAACUUCCUCCCUUCUUCAACCAUUGCACCACCACCCCUCCAGCUUACAUCCUCAAGGACGUCUCCCUCACCGCCCACCCUUCCCAAAUCCUCGCCGUCGUUGGCCCCAGCGGCGCCGGGAAGUCCACCCUCCUGGACAUUCUCGCCGCCCGAACCCUCCCCUCCCACGGCACCCUCUCCGUCAACUCCUCCCCUCUCCUCCCCUCCUCCUUUCGCAAGCUCUCCUCCUACGUCCCCCAACACGACCACUCCCUCCCUCUCCUCACCGUCUUCGAAACCUUCCUCUUCGCCGCCACCCUCCUCAAACCCUCCGCCCCCGACCUCCGUGCCCUCGUCUCCCAACUCCUUUCCCAACUGCGCCUCUCCCAUCUUGCCCACACGCGCCUCGCCCACGGCCUCUCCGGCGGAGAACGAAGAAGGGUCUCCAUCGGUCUCAGCCUCCUCCACGAUCCUGCCGUUUUACUCCUAGACGAACCCACUUCGGGGCUUGACAGCACUUCCGCCUUCAAAGUCAUGCAGAUUCUCAAACAAACUUGCCUCUCUCGCAACAGAACCAUCAUCCUCUCCAUCCACCAACCCAGCUUCAAGAUCCUCUCCUGCAUUGACAGGAUCUUGCUGCUUUCCAAAGGAACCGUCGUUCAUCAUGGAACCGUUGCCACCUUACAGGGCUUCUUGCACUCCAAUGGCUACACCGUCCCUCAGCAACUCAAUGCCUUGGAAUACGCCAUGGAGAUUUUGAAUGAGGUUAAGCCUCUCACUCCACCCAGUCUUCAAGAGUCGCCCGAAAGUUCAAGUUCACUAAAUUUGGUUCCUGGCGGUGGACGAUCAGGGAGCAGUAGAGAGAGCAUCAUGUAUAAAAGCUCUAGGGUGCACGAGAUUUUCACUCUUUACGUCAGAUUUUGGAAGAUUAUUUACCGAACAAGGCAACUUCUUCUGACCAACACUGCCGAAGCGCUUCUCGUGGGGCUUGUGUUGGGAACAAUUUAUAUCAACAUAGGUUUUGGAAAAGAAGGGAUCGAGAAAAGGUUUGGUCUGUUUGCUUUCACUCUCACGUUUCUCUUAUCUUCCACCACCGAAACCCUUCCCAUCUUCAUCAACGAGAGGCCUAUCGUAUUAAGAGAAACUUCAAGUGGGGUUUAUAGGCUCUCUUCUCAUCUCAUUGCAAAUACGCUUGUUUUCUUGCCCUACUUGUUCGUUGUUGCUGUUAUAUAUUCUAUCCCGGUUUACUUCUUAGUUGGCCUCUGUGCUUCAUGGCUUUCUUUUGCUUACUUUGUUCUGGUCAUUUGGGUCAUAGUUCUCAUGGCAAAUUCCUUCGUGCUCUUCUUGAGCUCUCUUGCACCCAACUACAUUGCCGGAACUUCCCUCUUGACGGUGCUUCUGGCAGCGUUUUUUCUUUUCUCUGGUUACUUUAUCUCCAAGGAUAGCUUGCCCAAGUACUGGCUUUUCAUGCACUUCUUAUCCAUGUACAAAUACGCUCUUGACGCUCUUCUCAUCAACGAGUACUCGUGCUUGGUGUCAAAGUGUUUGAUAUGGUAUCAAGAGAAUGAACAGUGCAUGAUCACUGGCGCUGACGUGCUACAGAAGAGAGGGCUCAAAGAGAGUGAAAGGUGGACCAACGUGUACAUCUUGAUCGGCUUCUUUGUACUGUAUCGUUUGCUUUGCUUCUUGGUUUUGAUUCGGAGGGUGUCGAGAUCCAAAACAUAAUAAAGACCGAUAAACGUUGUAGUAUUUUCUUUCAUUGUAUGGAUGUUUUUGUUUUAUUUGGUUUCUAUCAAGUAUAUAAUCGGAAAUACAGCCACAGAAAAAGUUUGAUUUAUAGAUAUGAAGUGGACUUUUCGUUCUCA